UUUCGAGGGGUUUGAUAAAUUGAUAAUGGCCGAUUUAGCUUCAUAAUAAUGUUGUAUAGAAGAUGUUCCAUCCGAAAUGUGGGGAGCAUGUCAGAUUAAGUAACGAAAAUAGGACUGCAACAAGAAUAGCCUCGGAAUUCAAUCACGGUCUUGUGUUUAGCAGUGAACCUCUGCUUGAUGAAGAAUUGUUUGAAAUUAGAAUAGAUAAGAAGACUGAAUCUUGGAUCGGAAGCUUGGAGAUCGGGAUAACAACCUGUGAUCCUAACAUUUUGAUUAUACCUGCAAGUGCUAUUGAAUUAAAUAGUGGGACAUGGAUUCUCUCAGGAAAAUCAGUCCUUCAGGAUGGUUGCACCUUACUGGAAAUGUAUCCUUUAAAUUUGGACAAAAUCACAGAAGGAGAAACAGUUGGGGUGUUGAGGUCAAAAACUGGUGACCUGGAAUUUUUUUAUAAUGGUGUUUCUCAUGGUCCAGCAGCAACUAAUAUUCCCAGCAACGUGUAUGCUGUUGUUGUUGUGUACGGGAACGUCUCACAAAUCACUGUCCUUCAAAAGAACAGAAUUAUUGACAGUAUUGAUUUAGGAGAUCUUGAAAUAGAAGAAGUAACAAUGGCUCAAAGCUCUGAAGCUUCAGCCAUUCCCCUAACCCAAGAAAGACCUGCGGAAAGGCUCAGGUUUCAUGAAAGAACUGGUAGUCUUGUUAAACUCUCUUGUAAUGGGAGAGCUGCUGAAAGAAUAAAACCUUUAGAUGAGUUUAAUAAUGCUGUAGUUAUGAGUAAAAAGCCUUUAGUAGCAGAUACUCUUUUUGAGAUCCGCAUAGACGUAUUAGUUGAUAAGUGGUCGGGUAGUAUUGAGGUUGGUGUUACUACUCAUGAUCCUGCUGUCAUAGAAUUUCCAACAACUAUGACUAAUAUGGGUAGCGGAACAAUAAUGAUGUCAGGAUGUGGUAUCCUUACUAAUGGUAAAGGAACCAAGCGGGAGUAUGGCGAAUUCAAUCUAGAUGAACUGAGGGUAGGAGAUAGGAUCGGUAUGCUAAGGAAAAGUAAUGGUGAUCUCCAUUACUUUAUAAACGGUUUAGAUCAAGGUAUCGCAGCAUCAAGGGUACCCGCUAAAGUAUGGGGUGUGGUUGACCUUUAUGGAAUGACAGUUAAGGUGACGAUUGUUGACCGGGAUGAAAGAGAAGAACAAAAUUUAAUUACUAGACGGAAUACAGUUCUUCGGGAGACAGUCACAACAUCAUUAAAUGACAUUCCUGAUGAAGAUUCAGAUGAUAGAUUAAUGUUCCAUUCCAGCUGCGGAUCUCAUGCUGCUGUCAUUAACAAUGGCAGAACUGCUCAUAGGCCAAAUGCCCUGGAUGAAUUCAACAAUGCUGUUAUUCUUACAAAUAGACCUUUGAAGAUGAAUGAAGUAUUUGAAGUUAGAAUUGAUAAAAUGGUCACUAAAUGGGCUGGUUCGAUUGAAAUUGGAGUUACUACACAUGCUCCAACUAAACUUGAAUAUCCUUCCACAAUGACAAAUGUGAGAUCUGGCACAUGGAUUAUGACUGGUAAUGGAGUUAUGCAUAAUGGAACUUCAGUGAUUGAUGAUUAUGGGCAGAAUUUAGAUAAAUUGCAGGCUGGAGAUAGAGUUGGCGUGGUGAUUCGUGAAGGAGGUACCUUGCACUUCUUAGUCAAUGGUGAAGACCAAGGAGAAGCUGGAACUGGACUACCAGGAAAUCUUUAUGCUGUUAUAGAUUUAUAUGGUCAAGCAACACAGGCCACAAUUGUUUCUCACUGUCCAUCUUGUUCUCCUACAACUCCUACACCUACUGCUAAUUCACCAUUCUUUCCAGAAAUCCAUUUUCAUAGUGUACAUGGAAGAAAUGCAAGAAUUACCAAUGGUGGCAAGACUGCAUCUCGUCCAAGGGCUCUCGUUGAAUUCAAUGAUGCCAUAGUUAUUACAAAUAGACCAUUGCGACCAGGAGAAAUGUUUUGUGUUGUUAUUGAAAGAAUCGUUGACAGGUGGUCCGGAUCAAUUGAAGCUGGAGUUACAGCAAUUAAACCAGACGAACUGGAGCUUCCUGGUACCAUGACUGAUAUUGACCAUGACACUUGGAUGUUAUCUGGUUUUGCUGUAAUGAAAGAUGGUAUACCCUUGAAGCAUGGAUAUCCAUUAAAUCUUGAUAAAAUUAAAACUGGUAGUAUUAUUGGACUUAAGCGCCAUGAUGAUUCAUCUCUGCAUUAUUAUUUGGAUGGCGUAGAUCAAGGAGAAGCCUGUACAGGGCUUCCUAACUUAGUUUAUCCAGUAAUUGACUUGUAUGGACAAUGUGCUCAGGUUUCUAUUGUCAGUAAUGCUGAGCCAACAUUGGAAAUUGAUGAUUUAAGUGUUCAGCAGGUAGAAAGCCAUGUACAGUCAGAAUCAACAGUACUUCCAACUUCUCAACCUUUGCACAAGUGGCACGAUACCUGUGGCAAAGCCAUACGUAUGACAGAAAAUUUGAUUAGCCGACCUCCAGAAAUAUCUUGUGCUGGUAUUGCAUUGAGUGAGGUAAUGUUGUGCCCCGGUGAGCUGUGGGAGGUCUCUAUAGAAGGGUUCCUUCCUCAGUGGGCUUCCUCUCUAUUUUUUGGUGUCACUCAAUUUUCUCCUUCUCCUGAACCUCUACCCCAUUCCAUAAGCUCAAUUAAACAACCUACAUGGUAUAUUCAUGGAAGUGAUUUUUAUUAUUGUGGAGAUAUUGUCAAGCCUCACUAUUGUUCUUCCCUUGACUGGCUAAGACCUGGAAACCGAAUCGGUGUUAAAAGAUGUUUAGAUUCUUCAUUGCACUUUUAUAUUGAUGGCCAUGACCAGGGAAUAGCAGCCACAAAUGUUCCUAAGAAAAUCUUUGGCGUUAUAGAACUGCAUGGAUCAACAUCAGGUGCAAAACUAAUCAGUAAGAGUUUGAUUCCUCUAAACGGAGAUGCUCCACUAGCUGAGAUUGAGUCAUCUCAAUGUGAUAAACAUACUGAUGAAGAUUAUGAAACUGUAAAGAGAACUGAAGACAUGGAUAAAAGUAUAGAAGAUGGAGAACUCCUAUCUGAAAUACAUGAUUUAGAAAUUGCUCCUCUUUUGUUUCACGACUGUCAUGGACGAAACGUGCAAAUAUCUGAGAGUCGCCUUGCAGCAAAACGUGUAUCAAGUUACAAUCAAGGUCUUGUUUUGUGUAUGAGAACAGUCCCACGUGGUACUUUAUUUCAGAUCAAAAUUGAAUCAUUGAAUACUAGAUGGGUUUCUUCAUUAAGUAUUGGAAUGACAACUGAAUCGGUUGUUGGGUAUACUUUACCUGUGACAGCUCUUGGUCUCAAGAAAGAUACAUGGGUCAUCAGUGGUGACACUGUUUUUCAUAAUGGCCAUAAAGUCAAGCCCAGAUAUGGUGCGAAUUUAGACAGUCUUUCUGCUGGAAAAACCCUUGGAAUUAUGGUGGAUGAAGAAAAUCAGUUGCGAUUGUUUAUUAAUGGCGUUGAUCAAGGUGUUGCUGCCACUAAUAUCCCUGCUACAACUUGCUUGCCUUUGGUAGAUCUUUAUGGAAUGUGUGAUCAGGUUUGUAUAGUUGGCGAAAGUGGAAGUUGGCCUGAAAGUCCGGUAGAAGAUCAUGUAUGGGCUGAAACUAGAGAGAAGGGGAAUCUUGAAGUGAGAGAAAAACCUGGAGCCUUGCGUUCAAAAUCAGAUAAAAUUAAUGAAAACAUUCAGUGUAGCAGUCACACAUCACCUAGUGCUAAUGCUGCAAAUACAUUGCUUUUAGAAAAACGAAGCUUGAAUGAGAGCUUUAAAUCACCGACUGUAGCUGUGAGGUCUCUGGGUAGCAGCUUGGCGGUAACACCUAUUUCUCCUGUUUCUUUUAAGCAGCCAACUUGUGAAUACCUAUCGGCGUGCGUUCGACUCAAAACAUCAUUAGGCCUUCCAAGUGGAUAUUUUAGAAAAGAAGUUAUGUGCUUUUGCUGUGGUUGUUGUUCUACUCUUCGGUUAGGGAAGCCAGAUAUCCCACAAGGCUGGACCAUUAUACCGUUAAGGAGGAGAGGUGAAGCACAGUUAACAGAUACAUGGCAUGUUGCUUAUUUUACCACUCAUAUUGGAAAUAUUAGAAAAAUACUAGAUCUCGGCGAAGUUAUCCUUCCAGAUGAAUAUGAUUAUUUGGGAGAUAUUCAGAGGAGAGUUGAUAGAAAAAUGGAUGAUUCUGUUUCUACCAAACUAACACUCUCUCCUUCAUUGAGCAGUCCAAGUUUUUUGCAUAAGCAUCAGUAUGUUGAUCCAAAAACCAAAGAACAAUUAUUAGCAUUUGCUGCUAUUGAAGUGCUUGUCCGCCCAGGCUCUUAUAAAAUCGCUUCAGAAACUGAAUGGGUAACAAAGGAGAGAAAUUCUACUUCUCUCUCUGCACUACUUCUUCGUCUCGAUUCACCUUCUUGAAACUGCUUGAAAAUCUCAUAAGUGCAAGCUUUGAAAUGGUGCUUAAUUGUAAUGCUAAGAACUAAAACUAUUUUAGUUGUAAAAACAUUUUUUUAUAUAUAUGUUUGUCGUGUUUUAAAUUAUUAUAAUUUUAAACUAUAUUUCUCAAAUAUAAUGUUCAGUGUGCUCUAAUUUAA
Messenger RNA from Nezara viridula (southern green stink bug), 4591 nucleotides. Lineage: Eukaryota; Metazoa; Arthropoda; Insecta; Hemiptera; Pentatomidae. The record is from the annotation of a GenBank genome assembly.